AUUGGCCAGGCGGCGAGGGGAGGCGGGCGAAGAAGAUGGCGCCGCCGCCGGCCGCGGCGCUGAGGAGCGGCGUGUGCUGAGCCGGGCCGGGCCGGGGCGGGCGGCAGCGAGAGGCCGGGCGCUGGCGGCGGGGCCGGGAUAUGCGGCAGCGGCUGCUUCCUGUGCUGAGGCGGGCUCUGCAGCGCUUAGCGCACCCCUGGGCCGCCCCGGCCUCCCCUCAUUGCCAGCGGUGCAGCUUUUUCGGGUUUCAGAAAGAGAUAAGCAACAAAAUGAACAAUCCAGCUAUUAAGAGAAUAACAAAUGAAAUCAUCAAAUCACCUGAGGAUAAACGAGAAUAUCGUGGACUGGAAUUGGCAAAUGGCAUUAAAGCUCUUCUCAUUAGUGACCCCACCACAGAUAAGUCUUCAGCAGCACUUGACGUGCACAUAGGUUCCUUGUCUGACCCUCCCAACAUUGCUGGGCUUAGUCAUUUUUGUGAACAUAUGCUGUUCCUGGGAACCAAGAAAUAUCCGAAGGAAAAUGAGUAUAGCCAAUUUCUUAGUGAGCAUGCCGGGAGUUCUAAUGCUUUCACAAGUGGAGAACAUACCAACUAUUACUUUGAUGUGUCACAUGAACAUCUAGAAGGUGCACUAGACAGAUUUGCCCAGUUUUUCUUGUGCCCUUUGUUUGAUGAAAGCUGCAAAGACAGGGAAGUAAAUGCUGUUGAUUCUGAGCAUGAGAAGAACCUGAUGAAUGAUGCUUGGAGGUUGUUUCAAUUGGAAAAAGCUACAGGAAACCCUAAUCAUCCCUUCAGUAAAUUUGGAACAGGGAACAAACUCACUUUGGAAACUAGACCAACCAAAGAAGGAAUAGAUGUACGACAAGAGCUAUUGAAGUUUCAUUCUACGUAUUAUUCAUCAAAUUUAAUGGCUAUUUGUGUCUUAGGAAGAGAAUCCUUGGAUGAGCUGACUUGCUUAGUUGUAAAGUUAUUUUCAGAAGUAGAGAAUAAAAAUGUCCCUAUACCAGAGUUUCCUGAACAUCCUUUCCAAGAAGAACAUCUCAGGCAACUUUACAAAGUGGUACCUAUUAAGGACAUUAGAAAUCUUUAUGUGACAUUUCCUAUACCAGACCUUCAGAAGUACUAUAAAUCAAACCCUGGCCAUUACCUUGGUCAUCUGAUUGGGCAUGAGGGCCCAGGGAGUCUUUUAUCAGAGCUUAAAGCCAAAGGCUGGGUAAAUACUCUUGUGGGCGGACAGAAGGAAGGUGCUAGAGGUUUCAUGUUUUUCAUCAUCAAUGUGGACUUGACAGAGGAAGGACUUUUGCAUGUUGAAGAUAUUAUUUUGCACAUGUUUCAGUAUAUUCAAAAACUACGUACAGAAGGACCUCAAGAAUGGGUUUUCCAAGAGUGCAAGGAUCUAAAUGCUGUGGCAUUCAGAUUUAAAGAUAAAGAACGACCACGAGGUUACACAUCAAAGCUUGGAGGAAUGUUGCAUUAUUAUCCUAUAGAAGAAGUAUUGGCUGCUGAGUAUUUACUUGAAGAGUUCAGGCCUGAUUUAAUAGAGAUGGUACUGGAUAAAUUGAGACCAGAAAAUGUUCGAGUUGCAAUAGUUUCCAAGUCUUUUGAAGGAAAAACUGAUCGAACAGAAGACUGGUAUGGAACACAGUACAAGCAAGAAGCAAUUUCUGAUGAAGUCAUUAAGAAAUGGCAAAAUGCUGACCUCAAUGGGAAAUUCAAGCUUCCGAUGAAGAAUGAGUUCAUUCCCACUAACUUUGAGAUUUUGCCAUUGGAAAAAGAUGCAACACAGUAUCCUGCCCUUGUUAAGGACACUGCUAUGAGCAAACUGUGGUUCAAGCAAGAUGACAAAUUUUUUUUGCCAAAAGCUUGUCUCAACUUUGAGUUUUUCAGUCGCUACAUUUAUGCUGAUCCUCUCCAUUGCAACAUGACAUACCUGUUUAUCAGGUUAUUGAAGGAUGAUUUAAAAGAGUAUACAUAUGCAGCACGCCUCUCAGGUUUGGUCUAUGGCAUUGCAUCAGGAAUGAAUGCAAUACUUCUUUCUGUAAAAGGUUAUAAUGACAAGCAACAUAUCUUGCUUAAGAAGAUAAUCGAGAAAAUGGCUACUUUUGAGAUUGAUGAAAAAAGAUUUGAAAUUAUCAAGGAAGCGUACAUGAGAUCACUUAACAACUUCAGGGCUGAACAGCCUCACCAGCAUGCAAUGUAUUAUCUUCGACUCCUGAUGACAGAAGUUGCUUGGACCAAAGAUGAAUUAAAAGAAGCUCUAGAUGAUGUCACUCUUCCCCGCCUCAAGGCCUUUAUAGCUCAACUGUUGUCGCGGUUGCAUAUUGAAGCUCUUCUCCAUGGCAAUAUAACAAAACAGGCUGCAUUAGGAAUUAUGCAGAUGGUUGAGGACACUCUCAUUGAGCAUGCUCAUACUAAGCCACUCCUUCCCAGUCAGCUAGUGAGAUACAGAGAAGUGCAACUUCCUGACAGAGGGUGGUUUGUAUAUCAACAGAGAAAUGAAGUUCAUAACAAUUGUGGCAUUGAAAUAUAUUACCAGACAGACAUGCAGAGCACUUCUGAGAAUAUGUUUUUGGAGCUCUUCUGUCAAAUUAUCUCGGAACCCUGCUUCAAUACGUUGCGUACCAAGGAACAAUUAGGUUACAUUGUGUUCAGUGGUCCCCGUCGGGCAAAUGGCAUACAAGGACUGCGAUUUAUUAUCCAGUCUGAAAAGCCACCACACUAUUUAGAAAGCAGAGUUGAAGCAUUCUUAAAAACUAUGGAGAAAUGCAUAGAAGACAUGACAGAAGAGGCCUUCCAAAAACACAUUCAAGCUUUAGCAAUUCGUCGUCUAGACAAACCAAAGAAGCUGUCUGCAGAAUGUGCUAAAUACUGGGGAGAAAUAAUUUCCCAGCAGUAUAAUUUUGACAGAGAUAACAUCGAAGUGGCUUAUCUAAAGACCCUGACCAAGGAAGAUAUUAUACAGUUCUACAAGGUGCUGUUGGCAGUAGACGCUCCCAGGAGACACAAGGUAUCAGUACAUGUACUUGCAAGGGAAAUGGAUUCCUGCCCUGUUGUUGGAGAAUUUCCAUGCCAAAAUGAUGUGAACCUGGCACCAGCACCACCACUACCACAGCCAAGUGUGAUUGAAAAUAUGACAGAAUUCAAGCGCAGUCUGCCACUCUUUCCGCUGGUGAAACCACAUAUCAAUUUCAUGGCUGCAAAACUGUGAAGAGCCCCAGUGGAUGAAGAAAUGCAAAUCAUCAGUACUCACAUGGUUUCAGGGGAACUUCACAAUGAACAAAAUUAUUAAAGAUCAUUAGGAUACAUGGUUCUGUCCGUGACGAAAGUCCUGAAUUCCUUCUUGAUUCAUUUGACAUUAGCUGUGUGUUAGGGAUAGAGCGUAUAUAAAAAUGAGUUGUGGUCAUGUGUCAUUUAUAUUACAGGCAACCUGUUGAAAACCAAAAUCAACGGAAACAAUAAUAAUAAAAACCUUGUAGAUGCAGUAUAAUUUAAAAAUAAUACAUCCCUUCAAGUUUUCAUUUUGUUAAAAUAACCCUCCAGAGCAAGCAAGAUUGCUUGAAAUAUCCUUGUUACUCCUGAAGAAUACUGUUUAGUAUCCUGAUAAUUAUCUUAUUGGGGGAUGGAGGGCGUGAGAAAAGUGUGUCCUUUUUGGGCAUGGGGUCAACAGUUUUUCUUAAAAAUAGAGACUUUCACAUUUUUUUAAGUGACAUGCUGAAUUACACUUUUUUAAUUGAUCCUUAAUGCAGCCAACAUAUUUUCUAUUUAAGUUUUAUGAAGAUGAGUGGGGGGAAAAAAAGGAAAUUUGACAACACAAAAGUGUGUGAAUUGACUUAAUGAGACUAAUUGAGGAUAUGGGCAUGGUUUUAAUCUUUCUAUACAAAUUUGGGAACAUUUUAUAUUAAAACUAGUAAAAUGCUGGAAACACUUUAAUAGUGCAUCUUAUUUUUGUUAUCAGAAGUGUUGUCCUAGUCUCUUGAUACUGUCAGCAUCCUGUUUUUCACUGUUACCGUGAAUUGUUUCCAUCUGGUAUAUAAAAUACUUCUUUUGCUGUAAUGUUUUGUUUUCAGUUACAUAUGUGCAGAUGGAGAAUUUGGUCUAUUUUGCCUCGUUUGUUAUGUUAGGUCUCAGUCCAGUGAAGUACUUACAGUAUAGUGCAAAUAACUUUUAAGCACACAUUAGUUCUUGACUCGAGAAUGGAUGAGUGUCAGAUAUGGGCCCUGUAAUCAAUCAGUUAUGUCACCAUUCUGGUACCUCUGUGUGGGUCCUUCUCAUCCUUCACGAAGGCACCUGGGAAAGGACAGGAUAGUACUGGAUGUGCAGAACUGCUAUAGCACAGGGUGUGGUUCAGGUUACAUUACAAAAUGUUUGUUCCUACUUCUUACACGAAGGCUGUGCAAAACCUAAAGAAGGAUCAAGAAUUACACUGAAAUGCUAUAUGCAUGUAUACUCCAUAAUUUAGUAAAGUGGUAAAACUAUAUAUGGUGUCUAAUCUUCACCAAGUUUAGUCACUUCUGCAGAGUGGUCUUGUGCUUGGGACAGCCCCCAAACAGAAUAAGGUAAGGGAGUAUCUUACCGAGUUCUCCUACCUCUUUAAUGCAUAAAAUAGAUUGCAAUUAUUCAGACAGGAUAGAGUAUGCAAAGCACUGAAGAUACAAAAUCCACUCAUCAGAGUGUUACUGAGAUUUGGCUUCUUAUUAAAAGAACCUGAAACUAAGGCCUUGAUGUGACACUUAUGUCAGAAUAUGUCAGAAUCCUGGUACAUUCGAUAGGGCUGUUCUUGUCUUUGAAUCAAUGUUCAUUUUUACCCUUGCUCUGAAGCCAAAUUAAAUGAAUGCUUGCCAAGGUAAGGGCUUUAAAUUGUCAUCUGAGAGUCUCUUCUAAUUGAAUAAAUACAGUGUAUUUGAAAGUUGCUUUAAAGGUUAACAGUGCGUGUUUCGGCAUCUUUUUAAUAAACUUGGUGAUAGUUUGUGAUGUAACCUGUUGCUGUGGAAGGCCACUAGCAUUUUUUUGUCACCUAAGGAAAAAAAAACUUAAAUACAGUAUAAGCAAAAAUGGUAAAGGUGCCUCUGCCACAUUUUUCAUGGAUCUUUCAUAUAAAAUGGUCUUUUUACCCUCUUGAAUUUCACUUUUGUUUAUAGUUUUCCUUUAGUAAAAGUAUUUGUAUUAUAUAUAUUAAAAGUUUUGACAACAUAUUAUAAAAAUAUAUAUAUUUUGGGAUUUAGUAUUUAAACAUACCACUCUUAAGGUGAAUAAAAGGAAAUGGCUUCUGUCAUGUGUAAAAAUAAAUAAAUAUAUUCAUGGAAUACUAUCAACUCUAAUUUUAACAAAUUAUAUAAAUACAUUGGAAUGGCAGUGUAUUUAACACAAGCUCACGAAUCAUGUUUUCCAGAGGAAAAAAAAAAAAGUAGAAUUUCAAAGUUUUCUGACUGGAUGUGGAAACCCAUGUAGUUUUCUGGCAACUCUUAAUUGCUUUUAAGUGUUCUCCAGCAUUUUACAGUUUCUGAGUUUGAUAUAGCAGUAAAUUUUGAUAAACUCAGGCAUACUAAUGGGUUCAUUUUAAUGGAUCCAAAGCUGCAGUGUCUACAAGCAAUAAAAAACUACCUAGAAUACACUGUAAUUCAAUUUUAGUGCUUGUUAAUUAGUUUAUAUAAGAAACCAUAAGUUAUUAUUACAUAACUGUAAUUUUUGCAAGUGCUAUUUUAAGCAAUUGAUGCAAAAUUGGGUGCAUGUGACACAGCCAGUAUGACAGAGUGCUAGAGUUAUACUGUUUACAAUAAACAAUCUGAAUUUAAUGUUUGGAGUUCUUAAUUUGUUUCAUUUUAUUUUUUUGCAUACUGGUAAUGUUACAUCUAUCAGUGUGCAUGUUUUCUUGUUACGUUUUAGUUGGGAUUUUCUGCUGUUCAGUUGCUUGGACUAAUUGGCCUGAAUAGCAUUGCUGGAGACCUCUGUUGCAGUCUGAGUGUAUGAUAGAAAGGUAGAAAUAUUUGCACAAAACAGAAUUUUAAUUAUACAGUCUGAAAUUUAAAAUUCAGUGCAUCAUUGCAGCCAGAUUGAAUCGCCUCUAGUUGAGCUUUAUGGGGUUUCUUUUGAGAAAUCAUAAAAUAGAAUCACCAUCACUUUCCCUGGUCAUUUUCAUUGUUUUAUGCACCCUAAAAGAUUAUGUUUUGAAAAGUUAGGAGUAUGAUUGUUAGAAUAGUAACUAAUGUCAGUUCUGACUGCAAAGAUAAAAGUCAGCACACACUUCUGCUCUUCUAGUGGGGCUCCUUGAAGUAGUAUCAGACAGCAGUGUUAAAAGAGAUGGGUUUUGUUCUUAGCAUUGGGAGGAAUGGUUGGUACUCUCUGUGGAGAAAUAAAAUGCCUGCAACCCACUUGGAAAAUUAUUUUCUCCCUACAUCUCUUUCUCCAUUCCUGGUCAUUAGGGAUUGGUGUAAAUCUUGACUAAUUGGCUUUAUUAUCUUUUGCAAAAAAACAACUGAUCCAAAUUUACUUUCAUCAUUACUGUUAGCCAUAAAAAAAUGCUUGAGCUUUUUCAGAAUACUGUUAAAGCGCUUGGAUGUGUACAGCCCUUAUUGAUCAUGUGUUCCACAGUGUAAUUAUAAUGUAAUUACAAUGUGUAAUUAUAAUUACACAGCUUUUUAACCUCAUUUCAUAUUUUCUAGGUCUUGUUUUAGCACAAGAUCAGCAGAAUUUUAGUCUUAACUUCUCUCUACCAUUUAACUGGUUAGCAUGAUUUUGCUAUAGCUUUACUGUAAACUGAAAAAUCAUCAUCUUCUAUGCCUUUCUUUGUUUUUUCCAUGUUUUUUUCAAUAACUGACUGUUUGAAUUGAUAUGAAAUACUGUGUUUUCAGGUCAGUUUUUAAUAUUGUUAUUGCAUUUUGUACAAUAUAAGGCACCUCUGUGCCAUUUUAAAUUAUGAAAUCAGAAACUCGGGCACCAUUCAUAACUUGCAUCUAAUUUCAAAAGAACCCUUAUCUAUGUAGAUUCUGCUGAAAGGCUUUUAUUUGAAACAUUUCAGAGUCUAUUUACUGUUCAAAGAAUAUAUUAGUGAGCUAUAGUAUGUGCUGUUGGUGAAUAUACUGCUAAUUGUGAAGUCUGAAUUGCACUUAAAAGGAAGAAAGUUUGUGUAAGGCCAAAGGCCCAGCAGAAUGGGAAAUGCCACAAUUAAACCAACUUACUUGAAUUCAAGCAUCUAACCAGAUUUUAAGGUUGAAAAUAUUUAUGGCUUCUUAUUAUUUCUAAGCCACCUGUUUAACUAAAAGUGCAGCAUUAGCAGAUAGAGACACCACACUGUCUAGACAUUUGCCACUCUUAACUUUUAGGACUCUCCUUAGUGAUGCAAUGCAAAAUUCUGACUUAAAUUUCUUGACUGUUCGUGUGAAGGAUGAGGGAAGAUACACAGCUCCAGGUGGACUUCAGGUUAUUGUUGCACUGAGCAAGGAAGUGACCAGGCUUAGCCAAUGAGGAAACUCUAGUAAGAGGCAUCCAAGCUUAAAUCCUACAUCUUUCUGAAGAUUUGCCAACACUGUACUGUGUGUUAGAUGUAUGUCCGUCUGCUUCAGAUUUCCACUACAACUUUUGGCUUUCCUUUCAAGAGGGGAGCAAGGAAUCAUGGUACUUUCCUAGCAACUGCCAAAGAUACGUAAACUUUUCACUGGAGCAGCAGCUGGAACUCUGAGCCCCUUUCCAGCCCUCCCCUCCACCUAUACACAGAACUGGCUUUCCCAUGUUACAUGUAUGCUCAUACAUGCACAUAUUCUGCCGGUGAACAUUUACUGUACAAAAUUAGAACAGGUUCAACAGAAGAGAGUGAGUAGGUCCCUACCCUACGUUACUAAGCUCCUGGGAAGUGGGAAAAAUGGGCUAGAGAAAAUUCUACUAGAAGAUGGAAAUUAAGUCAAUUUUUUGUUAACUUGCAUUACUGCUGAGUUGUGCCAUACAAGAACAUGCUUUUUGUGUGAAGUCUGUUGUAAAGGUGAGCUCCUGUAAUGGGAGAAAUAGGACAUCUGCUUUUGAAUUUCAGGGAGAUGUAGGAGAUCAAUACUAAUGCAUUUUACAUGGUUGAGGCUGAGUCAUUUCAAAGCAUGUGCAAAAAUGGUAUUCUGGGAAAUAAAAUAUAAAAAGUGUGGAUGUGUACAAAUGUUAAUGAGAGCUGAGACUAGGAUUUGAAGAUCUACAUUUUGGCUGUGAUGCCUUUUAGUGCACACGGAUCUUAAAAAUGUCCUGAGUGGUAUUGAAGUGAUGCACUUGAUAAAGCAGUGUUAGAUCUGGUUUAAAACACCAGAAGCAUAUGAACAUUUCCCAGCAAUAGUGCUCAAAAGUGGUUCCCAUGGUAUUUUUCAAACUUCCCAACUUGAAGUUUAGCAGGACAGGUUUCAACCCAAAUGAUUAUUUGUGCGUGUGUGUAAAAACCAGGGAAGUCCCAAGAGAUUAGUGUGCAUCAGUGCUUCUGGAGUCGGUAAACUGUCAAACAGUUCAACAUUUCCCCACUUUAUCUUUUGUCAUGACAAUAACUUUUAGCCUGCUACAACAUGUGCAUUCCAAGCCUUCUGCAGUACCAGGAGGAAAAAAAAAGUGUUUCUUAUGACCAGUGAGUGCAAAUGAACUUCUCUGUUUCAAUUGUGAGAUACCAGUGUCAAUCCCUGGCACAUGUCUGCUAAAGGUGAAGCUUCAGGAAUGUGAAAAAACAUGCAGCUAAUUCUUCCAUUCACAGAUUGGAUUAAUACUCAUUUGCAGAUAAAACUAUAGGAAGAGAAAGUAAUUGUGACAAUUCUGCAGCAUUAAGCGUAUUUUAGGAACACAGGAAUCUGCGUAUAUCUGGAUCUGGCAUCUCCACAAGCUGAUUGUUUAGUUCUGAUACUCUUUCUGUCAUGUUCAAAGGCAGAAAUGUCCCUUGUUCAUCUCACUUUGUGUCACUUCUCUCUGACCAAGGUGAGAUGACCAGAGUAUUCCUGUUGUCCCAUCAGCCCAAAGUGUCAUUGAUGUCCCUUAGCACUGGCAUGCAGCAGAUAUGAGCAUCAUGCCUGUUCUAGGAUAUUUUCCCUGUUAUUAGAACUUACCUUCUAAUCAUGGCAGGCUUUGCCAAUAGAGUUAUACAAAGAUGGCAUCUACAUUAUGUGUAAGCCUGGGGAGCCACACUGGACUGCUGCUGAAGCUCAGCGAAGUGGGAGUUUUAAGCAAGUAGAACCAUUUCAGAAAUAAUUUGGAAACAGGUGCUACUCAACUGCAGCAGGAGACUGAUCUGCUGUUUUAUGCACAAUAUAAUGUUAUUGCUGUGAAUAAUCUAAUAAAAAUGUACCUUCUGCAGCCUUUCCCUGAAAGUAGACAGGUGUAAGAGUGGAUAGCUUGUAGGCUUUGUGUAACUUGAAGAAUGUAUAUGCCAAGAAUGCUUGUAGUUUGGAUUUUCCACUUGAAUUUAGAUGUCAGUAAUCAAUAGUUUAAAGAUGUUACGAAUGUGAAAAUACAAAAGAUUGUAUACAUAAUGUAAGAGUGAGCUGGAGUGCUUGCCCGCACUGUGAGCCACUUAAGAUGUUGUUGAAAAGGAAAAUAAUACAUAUAAGUUGAAAGCAACUAGUUGCAUGCUGGUUUGCACUUCUUGUCUGAUAAUCAUGUCUAUCUGUCAUGUCAUUGUGUAUAAAUUAUAAAAUCCUGUGAAAAGGGGUCAUGUGUUAUAUCUGUAAAUGACCAAUGCACAGCUGUGGCAAUGUAUAGCUAAUAAUAUGUCCCAGGCUUUUUAAAAUACUGAAUUGAGUAGUUAAGAGUGAAUACAAGACCUUAUUUUCAGGACAACGUACAGUGUCUGAAUAGCCUAAGUCUCUUUGAGCCUUUAAGCAACAAAAUAAAAGGUAGCAGAAUCUCUCAUUAAUUUUAUUACCUCUAUAUUUUCUACUAAAUAGACCCAAAGAAAGGCAGUUGAGACAAUUUGGAGAUUAAACCCUAUCAAAACUGGCCUGAAAACUGGAGUAAAUAUGUUGCUCUGUACUAUGUUGAUAGCCCUAGAUUAUAAAAUAUGUGUAUCUCUUAAAAUGGUUUUGGCAUGAACUCUGACUAGUCAUUUAAAAUAAUACUAAAUAGUGUUGGAAUAGUUUAUAGUCCUGGAAGUCUUGUAACAUGUUUUUUUUUCUUUGAGACCCAGAUUUAAGAUCUCAGCCUUGCAAAGAACGAGCAUUAAACAGAGUCCUGUAGUUUCA
Molecule: messenger RNA, 10185 nt
Organism: Apus apus (common swift)
Lineage: Eukaryota; Metazoa; Chordata; Aves; Apodiformes; Apodidae
Gene: IDE
Product: insulin degrading enzyme
Exons: 25
Coding region: 141-3206 (1021 amino acids)
Biological process (GO): peptide catabolic process
Cellular component (GO): cytosol; mitochondrion; peroxisomal matrix
Molecular function (GO): metal ion binding; metalloendopeptidase activity
Source: RefSeq, a predicted model, not a curated record